AUGGUCAUGGAGGAGGAGGCGACACUGCUCCCGAGCAGCUCGGCGUGCGAGGAGAUCGGAGGGGACGAGAGCUUGGCGGUGGGCGACGAGGUGAAGAGGCAGCUGUGGCUGGCCGGGCCGCUCAUCGUGCGAGGCCUGAUGCAGAACCUGAUCCAGAUGAUCUCCGUCAUGUUCGUAGGCCACCUCGGCGAGCUGCCCCUCGCCGGCGCCUCCAUGGCCAGCUCCUUCGCCGCUGUCACCGGAUUCAGCGUGCUGUACUGA
This is a messenger RNA of Triticum turgidum subsp. durum (durum wheat), 261 nucleotides long. NCBI's taxonomy places the organism in Eukaryota, Viridiplantae, Streptophyta, Magnoliopsida, Poales, Poaceae. The record is from the annotation of a GenBank genome assembly.